Molecule: messenger RNA, 1506 nt
Organism: Trifolium pratense (red clover)
Lineage: Eukaryota; Viridiplantae; Streptophyta; Magnoliopsida; Fabales; Fabaceae
Product: probable protein phosphatase 2C 39
Exons: 5
Coding region: 313-1161 (282 amino acids)
Biological process (GO): protein dephosphorylation
Cellular component (GO): nucleus; cytosol
Molecular function (GO): cation binding; protein serine/threonine phosphatase activity
Source: RefSeq, a predicted model, not a curated record
GCUUCAAUCAUUGAAGGACUGAAUUUUCGAAAAAAAAUUAACAGUCCAAGCAAGGUGAUUUAAUCCGGACCGUUGAAAUUUGAAAAUGUGACGCGUCGCGCAUCUGUUAAAGGAAAGAAAAUAAGAAAAGCAAAAAGUCGUGUAACAAAAGAACAAAACCGAAAAAAUGGUGUCAACGCGAGAGUGAUCCUCAUCAUCAUCAUUUCGUAUUGUAUUCUUUCUUCGCCUCUUCACUUCGAUUCCUCUACGUGGCUUUAUAAAUCAAAUCUACAUCUACAUAUAUACCCUUCUUUCCACUUCCACAACUCAACCAUGGCAGGCAGAGAAAUCCUCCAUAAGAUGAAGGAAAAAGUUAUGGGACCAUCUGAUCCAGACUCAGGGAAAGGAAAGAGCAAUAUGUCAAAGCAUGUAACUCAUGGCUUUCACUUGGUAAAGGGAAGAUCAAAUCAUGCCAUGGAAGACUACGUGGUUGCUGAAUUCAAGCAUGUUGAUGACAAUGAGUUGGGUUUAUUUGCAAUAUUUGAUGGUCACGCAGGUCAUAGUGUACCUGAUUACUUGCGGUCUCAUUUGUUUGAUAGUAUCUUAAAAGAGCCUGAUUUCUGGACUGAACCCGCGGAGAGUGUGAAGAGAGCUUAUAGUGAAACUGAUUCUACUAUUUUAGAGAAAUCAGGUGAUUUGGGUAGAGGAGGUUCAACUGCAGUUACAGCAAUACUCAUUAAUUGUCAAAAGUUAGUAGUGGCCAAUAUUGGAGAUUCCCGUGCUGUCUUAUCUGAGAAUGGCGUUGCAAUACCACUGUCAGUGGAUCAUGAACCAACAACAGAAAGCGAUGAUAUAAAAAACAGAGGUGGUUUUGUAUCUAAUUUCCCAGGGGAUGUUCCACGGGUUGAUGGGCAAUUAGCAGUGUCAAGGGCAUUUGGCGACAAAAGCCUAAAGAUACACAUGACCUCAGAACCACAUGUGACAGUGAAGGUGAUAGAUGAUGGUGGAGAGUUUGUUAUAUUAGCCAGUGAUGGGUUAUGGAAGGUUGUGUCAAAUCAAGAAGCAGUUGAUACUAUCAGAGAUAUUAAGGAUGCUCGGGCAGCAGCAAAGCGUCUUACCGAAGAAGCGCUCAACAGGAAAAGCUCAGAUGAUAUCUCUUGCAUUGUUGUGAGGUUUCACUGAUUGCAAAAUUCACAUUGUAGAUUCUGAUCUACAAACUUUAGUGUGUAUAUACUAUAUAGAUAAACGUUGAUAUCCAUUGAGGUGGUUAUUCUGCUCAAACUUUAGUGAUCUCUUUUAUUACCUGCUUUCAUCCAAACCAACUUGGAUAGUGUGUUAUUAGAUGUAACAAUGUAAGAAAGGUUUAGUGUUGGAAUAUUAAUGGCCAACUAAUUUCUAUGAAUGCAAGGAUAUUUGAUAAAAAAAAAAAUACAUUAGCCAAUUACUGUCUAGCUGUUUAAAUUUUAGAUACCUACUAAAGCACUUCAGCAAUGAAUGAAGCUGGGAAUAACCCUUGCCAUUUUAUAA